This is a messenger RNA of Aspergillus bombycis, 720 nucleotides long. RefSeq names its product sterol desaturase family protein. The transcript has 2 exons. The coding region runs from base 1 to 720 and encodes 239 amino acids. NCBI's taxonomy places the organism in Eukaryota, Fungi, Ascomycota, Eurotiomycetes, Eurotiales, Aspergillaceae. The record is from RefSeq and is a predicted model, not a curated record. Gene Ontology annotation, biological process: lipid biosynthetic process. Gene Ontology annotation, molecular function: iron ion binding; oxidoreductase activity.
AUGAAACAUCCGAAGUUCCUACGUAACCAGAUUUCCAUGGAGAUCGCGCAAGCCGUGAACGCAAUGCCCGUGAUGGCAGCCCUCACCGUUCCAUUCUUCCUGGCUGAAGUCCGGGGAUACACAAAGCUGUACGAUUUCUCUAGCCAAGCGCCAUUUCCGCUUUAUACAUACCUCCAAUAUCCUAUCUUCAUUGCGUUCACCGACUUCGGAAUCUAUUGGAUUCAUCGCGGAGAGCAUCACCCCAAGGUCUACAAGCAUCUACACAAGCCCCAUCACAAGUGGAUCAUCUCGACUCCAUUUGCCAGCUACGCCUUUCAUCCCGUGGAUGGGUGGGCACAGAGCCUGUCAUACCAUGUCUUUCCUAUCCUAUUCCCUCUCCAGAAAGUCGCCUACCUGGGUCUGUUUGUCUUUGUGACGAUCUGGACUGUUAUGAUACAUGAUGGAGAGUAUGCUCUCGACUCACCUGUUAUAAAUGGCUCCGCCUGUCAUACUAUUCACCACUACUAUUUCAAUUACAACUACGGCCAAUUUCUGACCAUCUGGGACCGUAUCGGAGGAAGCUAUAGGAAGCCAAACCGAGAGCUUUUUGAUCGCGAAGUGCGGAUGACUCAGAAAGAAAUCAAGAAACAGGUCGAGGAGAUGGAGAAACUUGUUAAGGAGGUAGAGGGCGUUGAUGACCGGUGUUAUGAGACUCAAGCAGAGAGGAAAAAAACCCUGUAA